Messenger RNA from Labrus mixtus (cuckoo wrasse), 2575 nucleotides. RefSeq names its product monocarboxylate transporter 7-like. The coding region runs from base 168 to 1934 and encodes 588 amino acids. Lineage: Eukaryota; Metazoa; Chordata; Actinopteri; Labriformes; Labridae. Gene Ontology annotation, biological process: monocarboxylic acid transport; transmembrane transport. Gene Ontology annotation, molecular function: monocarboxylic acid transmembrane transporter activity. The record is from RefSeq and is a predicted model, not a curated record. The transcript is spliced from 6 exons.
CCAACAGGGCAUGGUAGUAUGUGUGUUUGGUUGUGUGUGUGUUUCGACGUGUCCGUGAGUUUGAGAGGACAUAUACGUGGACAUAUGUGUUUGUAAAGUUCAGUGUCUCAUCACCGCUGCAGAGGACAAGCGAAGGAAGGACUUCCGUCUGAGACUACACACAGGCCAUGGCGCUGUCUCGAGUUAAGAGACCACGAUUCCUGGGGCCCAACGUGUACCCAGAGGCCCCUGACGGAGGCUGGGGAUGGGUUGUGGCUGCAGCCUUCUUCUUGGUGGGGGUCUGCACCUAUGGCACCAUCAAGAGCUUUGGCAUCUUCCUCCAGGACCUGAUGGACGAGUUUGGAGAGACCAACAGUCGGGUCUCCUGGAUCGUUUCAAUCUGUCUGUUUGUCAUGACGUUUAACGCUCCGCUCUCUGCUGUGAUGACUAACCGCUUUGGGUUCCAGCUUGUUGUGAUGUUGGGAGGAUUUCUCAUGGCCACUGGCUCGAUCACAACCAGCUUCACCAGCUCCAUCAAUCAAAUGUACAUCACAUAUGGAUUAGUCGCAGGUAUUGGCUACUGUCUGACUUUCCUGCCCACGUUGACCAUCCUCACCCAGUACUUUAACCGACGACGCUCUUUGGUCAUAGCUGUGGCCUCAACUGGAGAGUCCCUGUCGAUGUUUGCCCUGGCACCAGCCUUUUCUGCACUGAGGGACCGUAUUGGCUGGCGGCACACCAUGGUUGUGAUAGGAGCCAUGCAAAGCAGCCUCAUCAUCUGCGGCGCUCUUCUUCGGCCAAUUGUCAUCAAACCCAGCGCAGUGCAGGAGGGAGAGACGGACGCGUUGCCCCUAAAGGAAGUGGAAGCCCUCAGAGCACAGAAGACGGUGGAGGACACAAACCCAGAAAACUAUAUCAUAAACAAUACCUCAGAAGCACAAGCGAACUCCUACAGUCAGGACAAUGAGCUCAGCAGAGGCUCUGUGAGCACCGGAGACUCUGGCGUCCUGUCUCUGAAGGACGCAGAACUCAGCAGCCCAGAGGAGAAGACUUCACUGCAAAAAGAAGACGCAUGGCCAUCAGUGGAAAACAACACAGAAGAAAUGAAAGAGUCUGAAACGGAGGAGAAGAACCACAGAAAUGCUGAGAAACAAGUCGUGAAAGAGGAAAAGGAACCAGGUGAUGGUUCUUUAAAAAACACAAAACUUUUGGAUUUCUCCAUCCUCAAAGAGUGCAGCUUCAUCUUUUAUUCUCUGUUCGGACUGUUCGCCACGCUCGGCUUCUUCGCCCCCCCUCUCUACGUCAUCGAGCUGUGCGUGAGUCGAGGAGUGGAGCGGGAGCACGCAACCUACAUGCUCUCCAUCAUGGCCGCGGCCGAAGUCUUUGGCCGCUUCACCAUCGGGUGGAUCCUGUCGCGGAGGCGCAUCGUGAACAAGAAGCUGCUCGUGAUUCUGGUGUGUGUGGUUUUGAUGGCUGCCGAUCUGGUGGGAUUCACGUUUGCUACGGAGUUCUACGGCCUGGCUGUGUGCUGUGCGGUGUACGGGUUCUUUAUGGGAACCCUGGCUUGCACACACAUCCCCAUGCUGGCUGAAGAUGAUGUGGUCGGCAUAGAGAGGAUGUCUUCAGCUGCUGGAGUUUAUGUGUUCAUACACAGUUUUGCUGGGCUGGCUGGACCACCACUCGGCGGUGUGUUGGUGGAUCUGACUCAGAACUACGGGUCAGCUUUCUACUCCUGUGCUGUAGGCAUGGCAAUCAGCGCAGUGUUCCUCGGUUUGGUAAGGCCAGCUAAAAGAGGAAUACUCUGUGGGAGAAAAUCAAAAUGCCCUGAAGACAAACAUGACUCAAACAAGGACUCAGAGGAGAAGGGUGCAGCACAGCCACCCAACAUAAGAAGUGACAGUGCUGAAGUAGAGGCCAUCUCAAUCCACGACCAGGAGGUUAUCAGUUUUGCUUGAGCUGUUAAUGUGGUGUAAGGGUUACUACGGUAACCGUUUAAGGGUAAAUGGCAAAAGAUGACUGCUGGAAAGUGCUCAAGUGGCAUAAAUACAAAGAAGAGAAAGACCAAUAAUAUGUGUUUCUGAUCUGCUAUGAAGAGCAAUAUUGAGAAUGUUAAGGUCACAAUAUGUACGUAGUAAGUGUGCCUUACAUACUUGAUGUACCACACAGUGUUUUUCCACUGUAAAUUGCAAUAAAUACCUUUUUUAGGGACAGAGGUGUUAGUUAUAGCUGGGUUAGUAUGGACAUGUUCUUAAUGAACCACAAGUUAUUCCAUUACAUCAUACUGGUGCUUCACCUCAUUACCUGCUGGGAAUCAAUGCAUUAAUAAUAAUAAUAAUAAUAAUCAUAAAACUGUGAUGCAAAUGAAACUGCAGAAACUAACAAAUUGCACAAAUUCUGUAACAUGUGUUAUAGAAAGAGCUCAGGUGAUCACACGUGACUAGAAGUAUCUCUGUUUUUGUCUUCCUUUUUUUUAUAUGAAACUAUUUCAAAGCUGACACUGCUUUAUUAUUUGAUAUGAAAUGUCAGACUGGAAACUAUUUUUGUAAUGAAAAUGUGUUCAAUCACAAUAAAACAAGUGAUUUGAACCUUUAAAUAA